CAGUCACAGUUCACCGGUUGCUUUCCAACAAUUAACAGCUCCUCCAGCGCUCUCCAGUGUGUGUGAGGUAGUGUGUGUGAGUCUCAGAUAAAUAGACGUGACUAGUAGAGUCCUGCAUUCAGUGUGGUGAGAACCCGGAAGCAGUACGGAAGCUAAUAGAGCAGAAGUGAAGAUGAAGCAGUUUGUCGUGUUGUUCGCCGUUUUGGCCGUUGCGGCUGCCGCCCCCUCGGAAACCGAUGGAUUAUUGUCCAGCGCACUCAAAUUCGUCAAGGACUGCGGCGACAAGUCGAUGGUGCUAUGCGUCAAGGAACGUGCCCUCCAGUACGUCGACAAUGUGCAGGGCAACAUCGAGGUCACCGAAGGCAUCACCCUGGUCGAGACUGAGAAGCCCACCACCGGACGCUCCCUGAACGAGGUUGACCUGCCCGCCGAGCCGGAGGCCCGCGAGUCCGAGAUCGACAGCCUGCUCGUUGACCGCGCCGCCCGUUUCCUCGGAUCGCACACCCUCCAGUUCUCCGUGCCCAAGGAGUCGAUCGCCGACAUGCAGCGCUCCCUGGAUGAGGCCCGCGGCAAGAAGAAGAAGGUCAAGAAGCUGCUCCUGCCCCUGCUGCUGCUGUUCAAGCUGAAGGCCGCCGCCCUCCUGCCCCUGGCCAUCGGAUUCCUCGCCCUGAUCGCGUUCAAGGCUCUGAUCGUCGGCAAGAUCGCCCUCAUCCUGUCCGCCAUCAUCGGCCUCAAGAAGCUGUUCGACAAGAAGCCCGAGCAGAGCUACGAAGUGGUCGCCCACCCGCACUACUCGCACUCGACCUCGUUCGACGACCACCACGGAUACGCUCGCUCCCUGGACGCCCAGAACCUGGCCUACGCCGCUCACACCCAGUAAGCUUGCCAUAAACAUGCUGUAGCGCGAUGCGACCACUCCCAGUAACGUGGGGGGGCUGGGCCCAGCCUGGCCCACCUUUUCCAAACCUUCAUCCCCCCUCAACUGUCUGUCUGUGGACACUCUCGUCCAAUUCUUCUUGAUUUCGCGGAGCAACCGCCCCGACACAGGACACGGGCGCCCUCCGUGAAAGCGGCUGGGGCGCUUAGUGAAGACCACAACCACGUUUAGUUAAGUAGGUUACAAUUCGCGGUCAUCCUAACCUUCCCCCUCUCUUACAAGUGGUCCUGCCCCACUCUUUUCAAAACCUUCGGGCGGAAACCAUCUUUCUACCACAAAAACCCAACCACAACCACUCUUAGAUUAAUUAAUUUAUUUGCGAUGAGAAGAUAAACGCGUAUUUAAUAAUUUAUUACUUUUUGCUCGAGAAUAUUUAUUAGUUUAUUUGUUUUUAAAACUAGCGUAUUUUUUUCUCUUUCUCGAACUGUUCUCGACUUUUUUUUCUCUCACACACGCUCUCAAAACCUGUGUCUCAGCUGUGACUUGUCUGUACGAGGGGGCGUAACGCCCCCCCCCCUCGCUUAACUUUCACCAAACACCAAAUAAUGCUCACUAAACACCGCUCACUCACUCACGGUAGUAAACGAAUUUAAAAAAGUUCUACUUGGGAAAAAAAGUUCAGUCGAUGGCAGUCUUUGAGAAAAACCAGCAAGAAAAAACACCCCCUCGAAAAUACGUAAAGUUCAAAAUAGUUAAAAUAGGAUCUAAUAUGCCAAAAACUACGCCCCUGCAAACCCCCCUCUUACUGCAAAUCGAAGUAGCUCAAAACAAGACUGUACUGACACCUGACACACCUGGGUUGGAUCGCGCCCGUUAGGUUCCGUUUUUGGCGGGCAUAACCCCAAAAAAAUCGUAGCUGGCAGCGCGCGAUUCCGCGAUUUCGCAACAGGUGGUAGCACCUACUGCGAGUCGAGCCCACCCUUCCGGGGACUGAUUAAGCAAGUUUCACGUGAAGAACGUUAAAGUUUAUAUUAAACUGUAGUAAAGUGACUUCUCUUGCUCCCUCUCUCUAAUCUACUCACUCAACUCUAACUCUGCGUGUAUCGAACGGGCUGGAAUUGCACCUCGAUUCCGGGCCUGAUUCGGAGCUUUACCAAAACCAACUCUCUCAAGAUAGAAUAACAAGGAACUUAACUUUCUACCUCGGCACUCUUUGCCGCCAACGCCGUUCCCCAACUCAGCUAAGGUAAUAAGACUUUUCAAACUUUCCCGUUUAAAUUUUCAAAUAACUGAAUUCUUCAUUCUAACUGUCGAACUCGUUCUCCCGAGUUUCCCACUCUUCCCGCGUUCCGCGGGCGUCUACGAAAGAAAAAAGCUACAACAUCUUAAAAACAAAUAACUAUUGCAAAAAAACCAGCCUUGUAAGAAUGAUCUGUUCUGUUAUUUAUUGUUUAAAUUAUUGAAAGAAAAGAAAAUACAAUCAACUCACAUCAAAAGAAUGAAAUAAAGAUGAAAAAUGAAAAAUUAAACGAAAAACAAA
This is a messenger RNA of Culex pipiens pallens (northern house mosquito), 2417 nucleotides long. RefSeq lists its product as uncharacterized. The transcript has 3 exons. Lineage: Eukaryota; Metazoa; Arthropoda; Insecta; Diptera; Culicidae. The coding region runs from base 173 to 880 and encodes 235 amino acids. The record is from RefSeq and is a predicted model, not a curated record.